AAUAAUAAUAUAUAUAUAUACAUAUAACACCCUACCCAACCCCUAAUCUUUAGAAACCUCUCGACUUCCUCACUCGUAUGGAAUUUUGGGACUCGAAUUGCUGAUACUCGUUCCAGACUACGAAUCUUCACUCUACAAAUACAAAUGUCUAAUGCAAUAGAUAAUGAUAAAAGUGAUGAAAUUGAUUUCUCUUGGGGUAUAAAGAGAGGUCGAGGUGGCCAAAAAAAGGAGGUUCAGUUCUAUGAAUCUUUUACUUAUGAUGGUGUAGAGUAUUUUCUCUAUGAUUCUGUAUAUCUUUUCAAGGAAGGUGAAACCAAACCUUAUAUUGGUAAGCUAAUCAAAAUUUGGGAACAUUCAAAUAGUGCUAGAAAGGUGAAAGUACUCUGGUUCUUCUAUCCUUCGGAAAUAUCAAAUUAUAUAAAAGGUGAGAAUGUGCUAGAGAAUGAGCUCUUUCUGGCAAGUGGUGUUGGCAAAGGCUUGGCGAACAUUAAUCCCUUGGAAGCAAUUGCUGGCAAGUGCAAUGCUGUUUGCAUCUCAAAGGAUGAGAGAAAUCAGCAGCCCUCUGUUGAAGAACUUAAGAUGGCGCACUAUGUGUUUUAUCGCACAUUUGAUGUCCAGAAUUACACCAUUUCGGAUGAGCUGGGUGAAAAAAUUGCUAUGAUUGAGGUUAAUUUACUAUUGAACAAAAAAAAUAUUCAAUUACUGGAUCGCCCUAAGGUAGAUAGCGGGAACGUCUCCGUGGGUGUAGAGAAACCGUUGAUUGCUGUCAAAGGUACCCUUGCAGUCGAUGGUGCCGCGGAGCAUGAUGCCACUACAGGUUCUCUAUUGGUGAAAAAUGACAGGGGGUCAAAACGUCUAUUAGACAAUUCAAAUUACCAGCCUGUGGGAAGUAGUGAUGCUACUGAACCUGAUAAUACUGGUUUAGUCACGGGGAGGGAGACAAAUUUGGUCAACAAGGAUCCUGGUGGAGCUAACGAGAUUGUCGAGUGUGAUGCCAAAGUUGGCUCUUUAGUGGUCAAAGAUGAUAAAUGGUUAAAAGGAAAAGGUAAUGCUGCUGGAGCUCAUAAUCUUGGUCCAGUAUCUUUACCUGCUACUGAAGUAUCUUUGGCUUCUAGUGAGAAACUCAGAAUUAGAUCACCAGAUUCCAAGCAAAGUCUUGUGAACAAAAAUGCAGCAAAUCAUGAUUUGAACUCUGUUCAUUCUAGAAAAAGUAUUGAAGGUUUGGUACCACCUGUUACUGCUGCUGACAGCAGAAAAUCAAAACAAUUGAAGGACAAUAACAAGGCUAUUGCUGCUGUUGCAAAAGACAAGUCUGAUGACAAGCGAUUGAAGAAACUCAAGAUUGAUGGGGUUGCUCCACGAUCAAGUGACGAUUGUGGGACUAGCACUGCAGAACCUGCCACUGUUGCGACCAAUAAGGCUUCUCAAUCUGCUGGUGCAGCUACUGAUAAUGAUAGAGGCUGGCGGACCAAAGAAUUAGAUGGUCUAAACAAUGGUGUUCCUGGAAAGCUAAAGUCUGAUGGCUCGACGGAGGACAAAUCUGAUGGAAAGCCGCAUGAAGUGUUUGUUAAACAAUCCAAAGAUAAGCAGGGGUCUGCUGUCAAUAACGUUGCAGCUAAUAAGACACUAAAACCUGCUAAUGGUGAUGCUGAAACUGAGAGCAAAGCCAAUUUGAGUAAGAAAAUGGGUGGUACAAGCAAUGGUUUUUCAAAAAAGCGUAAAUCCAAUAGCAUGGUAGAGGAAGAAUCCAACAAUAAGUUGUGUAAAGUGCUUACUAAGAAGCCCAAAGAUGAGGAGAUUGAAGCAAAUGGUUGUGUUAAGGAAGUCACUCAACGACCACCUGACAGGAGCAAAUGGUUCACAGCAAGUCCUUGGGAAGAUAGGAUGAAAGAUGCCCAUGAGCAGGGUAGACUUGUUCUACUCAAGAACUUGGAUCCAACAUACACUUCCACUGACGUUGAGAAUAUAGUUUGGCAUGCUUUUGACGAAAGUUGCACUGCAAAAAUGGUUCAGCAUACUGCAAUAUCUAGUCGGCGUUCUGGGCAAGCAUUUGUUAUCUUCAAAACGCAAGUAGUAGCAGAUAAGAUCCUGAAGAGGCUGGAGAAAGAAUGCUUAAUGCUCCCAAAUGGAAGGCCUAUUGUAGGCAGCAGACAGGCUGUAUGCUUUCAUGGAAAGCAUUCCCCAUUCCCUGGUCAUCUGGUCAUCGAUAAACUUAGACAUCAACUGCAGCGGGAAACGAGAGAAGCAGUGUCUACAUCACAUUCUUCUCAGCCAAACACCCUUGAAUAUGAGAUGGCAAUCGAGUGGCGCUUACUACAAGAUAGAUCGGAAUUGUGGUGGAAGAUGUUGUAUAAGAGACAAGAAGAACAGAUUAGAAAAAUGAAGGAGAGCCUGAAGUCAAAAUGAGCGAGUUAGUUUAUAGCAGUUGUGGCUUGUGAUGACUCAUGUAAAGUUCAAAUAUCUUCAGACUAAUAGUGAAGUCUACUAACAAGUUACUUUCUUCUAUUGACUGGUCUACAAACUAGAGCUUUGAUUUUGAACAAGGGUUUCGACUUUCGAGUAUUAAUUAUGUUUUCUUGGAGCAAAAUUUUGGUCGUAUGGUGGGGAUGUUGAAAAUUUUGGGUGUUUUCAGCUUAGCAGCGUCCCAGCAGCUAGAGAUUUCGGCAUUGAUUGUGAGUGGUUGUGUCUCAUGUGUACAUUUUGGUUACCACUAGUCCACUACGUUUGCCCUUCCAUGUCUCAAUUUAAUGUGUAAAUACAUGUAAAUGAACUGCAUACUCCUUUCCCUUUGGUGCUGACGAUGAUCCUAUCUUAUUGGAACAUUGCAUCAAACAGAAGCAGUGGCAGUAUUCUCCCUUAAGGGUACUUUGUUUUCUUC
Messenger RNA from Beta vulgaris subsp. vulgaris (sugar beet), 2878 nucleotides. RefSeq lists its product as hypothetical. Bases 145 to 2406 code for a protein of 753 amino acids. Gene Ontology annotation, molecular function: chromatin binding; RNA binding. The record is from RefSeq and is a predicted model, not a curated record. NCBI's taxonomy places the organism in Eukaryota, Viridiplantae, Streptophyta, Magnoliopsida, Caryophyllales, Amaranthaceae. The transcript is spliced from 12 exons.